AUGGCACACCUACCGUAUUCGACUUCGCAAACUGGUCUGGUCUAUGACGUUCGCAUGCGCUUCCAUGUUGAGGUACGCCCCGAGGUCAACCAAGGAGUACACCCGGAAGAUCCUAGACGAAUUUAUGCCAUCUACAAGGAAUUGGUUGAUGCAGGUUUGGUUGACGAUCCCAACACGGUCAGUCUGGCGCCGUCUGUCCUUGCAAGAAUUCCAGCCAGAUUCGUGACAAAGAAAGAGGUUUGCGCUGUGCACAGUGAGAGAGUAUGGGACUUGGUCAUCAGCCUCGAGCAUUGGGAUAACGACCUUCUCCACGAAGCGGGCUCCAACAUGGACAGCAUCUACCUUUCGAAGAACACUCCCAUGUGUGCAAGGCUGUCAGCUGGAGGUGCCAUAGAAGCAUGUCGAGGAAUCCUCAAUGGCCAUGUCAAGAACGCCAUUGCAGUCAUCCGUCCACCAGGACACCACGCUGAGCAUAACGAGCCCAUGGGGUUCUGUCUCUUCAACAACGUACCUAUCGCAGUCAAAGCCUGUCAGAAGGAGUUUGGAGACGCGUGUCGUAAAGUUCUGAUCCUUGACUGGGACGUUCAUCACGGCAAUGGGGUACAGCAGGCCUUCUACAAGGACCCCAAUGUGCUUUACAUCUCUUUGCAUGUCCACCAAGGAGGCAAAUUCUACCCUGCUGGACCUGCCGGAGAUCAUCUCCACUGUGGUGAAGGGCCCGGUGCUGGAAUGAACGUCAAUAUCCCAUGGAGAACAGCCGGCAUGAGGGAUGCUGACUACCUUCUCGCAUUUCAACGAAUCGUCAUGCCGAUUGCACAAGAUUUUAACCCAGACCUUGUGGUUGUCUCUGCUGGGUUCGAUGCUGCAGAGGGUGACAUGUUGGGCAAGUGCCAUGUCUCACCUGCAGGAUAUGGCCACAUGACCCGCAUGCUCAUGUCUCUAGCUGAUGGAAAGAUCGCCGUGUGUCUUGAAGGAGGAUACAACUUGAGGUCUAUCGCAAUCUCAGCCCUUGCAGUCACCCGCACACUGAUGGGCGAGCCACCUGGAAGAAUCGCUAAUGCGGUACCCACACCAUCCGGUGUAGACACGGUUGAGGAAGUACUCCGCCAACAAGCAAAAUACUGGCCGUGUCUGUUCCCCAGAAACCCAUCCGAAAGGACGAGGGAGCUGAAAGCUGAGAGAUUGCACGACAUUGUCAGGGACUAUCAAGCUGCAUGGCUCUGGGAAAACCUUGGAAUGUCAAGCCUCUUCAUUGCGCACAGCAAGGCAUCAAGAAGCUUCAAGAACCAAGUGUUGGCCACACCAAACCACGCCGAAGCUCGCCCGCUCCUAGUCAUCUUCCAUGACCCUCCAGAGCUCACUGGCGACACGGAUCCGAGAACUCGAGAGUUACAGCUACAUAACACUUGGCUGACUGAUUCUGUAAAGCAAUACCUGCAGUGGGCUGUCGACCAGGGAUUUGCUGUGAUCGACAUAAACAUUCCAAAGCAUCUCACAGAGGUUGACGACAACCAUGAAUACGCCGAAGAAGCAGAUGCACAGCAGAGAAUCGACGAAACUGAACUGCUCGCAAAGUACUUGUGGGAGAAUUACAUCGAAUUGAGUGAUGCAAGCCACAUGUUCUUGAUGGGAGUUGGUCAAGCCUACUCAAGCUUGAUCGGAUUCUUGAAGAAGAAUGAUAGGUGUAGAGAACGAGUCGACAAGAUCUUCGGCUUCAUAUCAGACUCGUGCGCCCUGCCAUCAUACAGAGCCACGACGGAUGACUUCUUGGACAGAUGGUACAAAGACAAAUCAAAGAUCUUUGUCGCCCAAAACCACUAUGUUUGGGAGAGACACAAGACGAAGGCUCCGUCGAGAAAGUGGGGUUCGUUGCAGAAGAGUGAUGGCAACGACAUGCAGGAGAUGCUUUCGCACCAUGUGAAGGAAGUCACCGGUAUUCUUGGUGUUGAGGUUGAGCACUGGCAAUCGGACGCACCCAUGGCGGGUGCGAGCGAGGGAGAGGCAUAG
This is a messenger RNA of Aureobasidium namibiae CBS 147.97, 2007 nucleotides long. RefSeq names its product histone deacetylase clr3. Bases 1 to 2007 code for a protein of 668 amino acids. The record is from RefSeq and is a predicted model, not a curated record. The transcript has 4 exons. Gene Ontology annotation, biological process: chromatin organization. Lineage: Eukaryota; Fungi; Ascomycota; Dothideomycetes; Dothideales; Saccotheciaceae. Gene Ontology annotation, cellular component: histone deacetylase complex. Gene Ontology annotation, molecular function: histone deacetylase activity.